This is a messenger RNA of Rubroshorea leprosula, 745 nucleotides long. The record is from the annotation of a GenBank genome assembly. Lineage: Eukaryota; Viridiplantae; Streptophyta; Magnoliopsida; Malvales; Dipterocarpaceae.
GAGCAGAUAGUAACCUUAGAACAUGUGGUUGAGGAGAAUGUUUGAAGAAAUCUUUGAUGAAAAUGAUUCAAAGGAGGAGAUCCAGAAGAAAACUGGCUAUAUUGUAAUGAGAGCAGAGGGAGUAUAUGAUGUCCAUGCCCAUGCAUCUAUUUAUUGGCUGAGGACUUGAAUAUCAAAAUGCUAGAGGGCUGGUGAGAGCAUCAAAGUUGUCCUCAAGAGGGAUAAUCAAGAUGAAGAUGGAUCUGAUCAUCAAGAUUUGAAGGAAAGGCAUCAAAUUGGCAGUAGAACUCAUCUAAGAUCAUUAAGUGAAGAAAAUAAUGAUCUGGGUGGUGACCAAGGUGAAGUCUUUGAAGAUUUUUCUUAAGCAAGGAGUCUUUAUUUGGCCAAUGCUUUGUUGUCUUUUGGUUUUUGCGUGCAGGAGAGUGCUUGCGGCGGAGGGAGUGGUGAAUGCAGGGUACGAAGUGGUUGUCAAUGGCAGAGACUUCUAUAACUACACUGUGGCCAUGGAAGGUUUGCUUUCUUUGUCCUGUGAUUUAGGCUUCAGUCCCUCUCUCCCACUUGGUCACUUGCUUUUAGCAACAUCUUCCUCCCACAACAGACAAAACCCAACGGAAGUAGCCUCCCUUCUGUGAGAUGAAGGGACAUUAUCAGCAUCAUAGACUCAACUCACUUUCACCUCUUUAAUAUCAUCAUGGUUAGUUGUGCAUAUGACAGUGUCUCUGGACCAUAAAUUCUCCAAUAUUGG